This is a messenger RNA of Cladocopium goreaui, 4728 nucleotides long. Lineage: Eukaryota; Dinophyceae; Suessiales; Symbiodiniaceae. The record is from the annotation of a GenBank genome assembly.
AUGGGAGAUCAAGGUCUCCGUUGUCUGGACUGCCAGGGAAAGUUCGGACGGCCAGUGGCUGAGCUGAGGUGUGGCACCUGCGGGACUCUCUUUAAGAUAAAGGAGAUCCUGCUGUCGGCCCACUACCCGCCAGAAGGGGUAGUAUUCGCAGAGGUAGAGCUCCGUGCGCUCUGCUUCAAGCUGAAAGAGGUAGCUGCCAACCUCAAUCAGCAGCUGGCUUUGGGAGGUGUAGCACCUCCGGAAUUGGACAAAGGAGCGGGGCCCCAGGCCCGUGAGGACAUCCUUUCAACCACUCCAAAGUCCAAGCCGCCUGUGAAGGGAGGAAUUCCUCCUAAAGGCGAAGCUUCAGGAAGCAAGCCUGAGGGGGUCAAGGAGGAAGUAGACAUCGUCGAGGAGGAGCCGAUCGCCAAGAAGGAGAAGGAGCACAAGAAAAAGAAAAAGGUAAGAGGUGAGGAGAGAAAAGAGCGUAGCCCACGAAGUCAGGAGCCUAAGAAAAACAAGAGACGAAGCAGAAGCCCAAGAAGGAGUAGGAGCCGCCGGAGAAGAGAAGGUUCAGAGGAGGAUAGAAGAGAGCAUCACAGGAGAAAGGCGUCAAGUCCAAGGAGGAGAGAGGCUGAAGGGAGGAGAAGUCCGGUGAGGCCUAGGAGCCCUCCUGGACCACCACCCCCUAGACCACCUGAGAGGCGGUGGACGCAGUGGGAUCCAUAUCCAAAGCAUCCAGACGCAGAGAAUAAGGGAAAGAAGAAACGAAGGCAGCAGGCAUUGUUCAACGAGUUCAAGGCUAGGGCUGCCCCCAAAGGUGCACCCAAGGCAAAGGCCAAAGCAGGUGCCAAGGCAAAAGCCCGGGUGAGGAGCGGGCGAAGGCGAGGAGCAGAGGCGAGAGGAGAAGGUCUGGGAGACGAGAGUGUCUCCGGGAACUUUCAGAAGGGCCUGGAAGUUGAAGGAAAAGCAGUACCCAGGCAACUAUGGAAAACUGGGGAGCGCAUUGUGGCCACCAGGGCUACCUAUUGGGAGGAACCGGUUACCGUGGCUGGCAUUAUCAAGGCGGUCCUGGAGGAAGGUGGCCAGCUCUAUUUGAGGAUUCAGGUGGAGGGAAGCCAAGCGGAGAGCCUGGUCAAGUGGGCUGGGCUGAACCCCAUGAAGUACCUGGAGGUGCAUGUGUGCCACCCAGACUGUCCAAAGAUGGCCAGAGAAGGGCUAGUUCAUGGGAACCGGUUCAAGUUGCGCACAGGAGACAACAAAGAGGCUUGGAUGGAGAACCUUAUAGAGAUGAGGAGACCGGGUGCGGAGGAGGAGGACGAGCUCCAGAAGGUCCGAGAGAAGGCAGACGAGCGAAGAGGCGGCAGACCCGAGGAAGGUCAGAGGCCCCCAGGGGCCGGAGAAGAAGAGGAGAUCAGUUCAGAGUCAGAGGCAGCAGGGAAGAGAAAGAAGAAGAAAAAGAAGAGGAGAGCAGAGAGAGGCAGGGUGAAGAUCUCAGGAACCAAGGAGUUGGGGAGUGUGUUCGGGGCAACUGCCCUGGAUCCCAAGCCGGAGGUGAGGAAAACAAUCCGCAAGAGAGCCAGGCGUGCAGCAAAGAAAAGAAGCAAGAAGCAGGACUCGACUUCCUCCGGGUCUCCAGGGAGCUCCAGCGACAGUGGGAGUUCCCUUGGAGAAGGAGCUCAACUCUUCGGGGAGGAAGUUCGAGUAAAGAUGGUAUGGAAACGCUUCCCGGGGGCGUUGACCCUCAACACCCUGGAGUUCAUCCAGGCGGCUGUGGUCAGUCAGACUGGGCAGCCGUGGCAGCUGGAUCGAUCCAGCCUACCUCCAAUUUUCUCCCAAUAUUGGAGACAGGCCUUGUCAAACAAGAUGGGAGGUGCCAUGAGCAGAGAAGCACAAACGCUCUGCUUUGCCCAGGAUCUUUUGAUCCAAGGGCGGGUGGCGGCAGCAUGCGAUGUGUUGACCCAGAGAUUAAAGGGUCUGGAACAAGUGACUGCAGGCAGCCAUUAUCUGGUCAGCCAGAGGCAGGAGCUUGUACCAGUGGACACCGCGAUGAUGACGUCGCCCACGGAAGCCCUGGAAGCAGCAAGGCUACAGAGGGAGGAGCAGCGGUCCCGGACAGCAGCAGCCAGACCUUGGGAGCGCAGAGCAGAGUGGGAAAGGAGACCAGAGGAGAACAAGGGCAAAGGAGAAAGAGAAAGGGAAGAAGUGAAGCUGAAGAGAAGCUGGGAGUUGGCAGACUCCGAGAAGGUUGCAGAGAGCGAGGAAUUUCUUCGCCAGGAGGUUGAAGCUGAAGGCUUUGGGGCUGUGAGGGUGCCAGGGCCUGCGGCGAUCUACAGCGGCGCGACCAUGGAGCCAGGUCCGACCGGACUAGGUGUGUCGUUUGAUCAUGAACUUGGUGCCCACCAACAAGUUGUGCAGAAACCUGGGCGGGACAAACCAGGGAGCAGUGCGGCCUGGCUUUAUAGGGUUUAUCUGGACAAUUUUGAUGCCUUAGAACGGUGUGAUCGCAAGUUGGCCUCGUUGAUCAAGGGCGAGCCCUCAGUUGAGGCUCUUGCUUUGCGGCAGGGGUACACUGAGUUUGGGUUACCUCGGCACCCAAAGAAGUCGGUCCAGCAGGAGACGGUUGCAGAGAUUCAAGGGGCCGUUGUCAACGGGGUGACAGGCAUGGUCGAACCCAAGGUUCAGAAGGUCCUGAAGUAUGUGGACCUGGCGUGGCAGUUGCUGCAAUCAGGAAAGGGAUCCCAAAAGCAGCUACAAGUUGUAUGUGGGGGCUUUGUGUAUUGCUGCAUGUUCCGUAGGCCACUGCUGGGAAUGCUGAACCAGGUUUGGAAGUUCAUCAUGUCCUUUGAGAAUGAACCCCCAGUGGUUAAGAAGCCUUUGCCAGGGCUGGUGCAAUACGAGAUGCUGCGCUUCAUGUUGGCAGUGCCGCUGGCACAGAUGAACCUGCGUACUCCGGUAAGAGGAGAAGUCACAUGCAGUGACGCCUCUGAAUGGGGUGGUGGCUUUUGUGUGUCAAAAGGCCUUACACCUAUGGGAGUGCAUGCAGCGGGGUGCCAUGUAAGGGGAGAUCUCCCUGAGAUUGAGGAUCACAUCCAAGUCCUGACCAUUGGACUGUUUGAUGGGAUUGGGGCCCUUAGGGUUGGGGCUGACGUGCUCAAGCUUCCGAUGGCGGGACAUGUGAGCUCGGAGGUAUCAAAAGAAGGUUGCAGAGUUCUUGAAAGCAACUUUCCAGACUCUGAGCAAAUCGGUGAUGUGAACAACAUCAAUGAUGAUAUGGUGCUCUCGUGGGCGGUCCGGUAUAGCAAUGUGGGGCUGGUGGUAGUGGGUGGAGGACCACCAUGUCAAGGAGUAUCCGGACUCAAUGCGGAUAGAAAAGGGGCGUUGAAGGACGCCCGCAGCAGUUUGUUUGUGCACGUGAAGCGGGUAUACGAACUCUGCAAGGCCCGUUUUAAAUGGGCCCAGGUUCAGUACAUGAUGGAAUCCGUCUUCUCCAUGGAUGCACAAGACCGGGCCACUAUGAGUGCACAUAUGGGAGUACAACCCUAUCUGGUGGAUGCCGCGGACAUUGCUAUCUGUCGACGCCCCCGCCUCUAUUGGCUUUCAUGGGAGAUUCAAGAAUCUCCGGUGGUUACUCUGGUCCCCCACGGGGAAGGGGUGGAACAAUACUUUGAGGUUAAGCUAGAAUUCCAGGUGGACAAGGCGCAGUAUUUGCAAACGGGGUGGUCCCUGGAUGCGGAUGUCCUGUUGCCCACUUUCACCACAUCCCGGCCUAGAUCAUCGCCGGGGAAUCGCCCUGCGGGGCUCUGGCAAUGUGAACCUUGGGAGCGAGACAGGUGGGUUGCAGACAAGCACAGGUACCCUCCAUAUGUCUACCGUGACAAACAUCUUCUAGUAAAUCAGCAAGGAGAACGACGCCUGCCCAGCAUCGCAGAGAAGGAAGUGGCCAUGGGUUUCCCUGUGGGGUACACUGGAGCGUGUGUCCCUAAGGGCCAGCAGAAGGGAGAGAGUUACCUGGACAGCCGACACAGCCUUGUCGGCAACUCCUGGCAUGUACCUGUGAUAGCGUGGCUGCUGUCACAGCUUUGUCACCCUCUCGGGUUGACGCCCUAUGGGAGUUUAGAUGAGGUGGUAAAGGCGGCUAGUCCAGGUCAAGACAAGGGGUUGCAAGGGUUUCUUCGAAGACCCCCUCUAAACCCUCUCCGUAAGCAGAACAGAGAAGCCCCGGAGACUCAAUUGACUAAGAAACUGCUACAAUUUGUGUCUGUCAAGGGAGAGGAUCUUCUCCUACAGGCUGAAAGUGAGAACUGUGUUCGAUUUCACCGCUUGAGAGCCUCGGCCAUGACAUGUUGUGUGAAUUUUCUGGGCGACGCUGACUCCACAGGGGCGAUUUGUGGCCAGAUGGCUGGGGCAUUCUAUGGCCUUUCAGCGAUCGACCCACGCCUUAUCCAGCGUUUGCGACGCUGGGAUCGCGACGAGAUUGCCUUUCGUGCGGCCCUGCUCUUCUCCUGUGGGCAAGGCUACGCCAUCCGAGAGUGUCUCAAAGAGCUGUCCGGAGGUGCACGGAGGCCGACCCUUUUGGAGAGUGGCAAGAAGAGCGAGGCGAAGGCCAAUAAGGAGCCGCCAGAGCCACGGCCAGAGCCACCGGAAGCGGUGCCUGUGGACUCGUUACCAGCAACAGGGCUGAUGACCCUGGACUCAGAGGGUGCAACAGUGCGAGGCAAAGGUCUUUGUUACCGAUGUCAACUAUGA